Messenger RNA from Ailuropoda melanoleuca (giant panda), 2411 nucleotides. RefSeq names its product SEC22 homolog C, vesicle trafficking protein (gene SEC22C). Bases 570 to 1481 code for a protein of 303 amino acids. The record is from RefSeq and is a predicted model, not a curated record. Lineage: Eukaryota; Metazoa; Chordata; Mammalia; Carnivora; Ursidae. Gene Ontology annotation, biological process: endoplasmic reticulum to Golgi vesicle-mediated transport. The transcript has 7 exons.
CUUCUCUGAAAAACCUUGUUCCUCUCUGAAGGGCAUAUAGUUUGUAUUUGAGCACAUGUGAGUAAUUGUUUAAUUGUUUGAUGGGUGCUCUCACUCUGCCCUCUCUUAACAUAGUUUUUAGUGUCAGGAGUUCCUCGUUGUGUCCCCAGUGCCUGGCAUAGUGUCCAGCACACAGCAGGUGCUCAAAAUUUGGUGGACGAAAAAUAAAGACGAAUUCUGUUUCCCUGCAUUGGGCCAUCCAUCUGUGAUAUCUCUGAGUGCCUCCAUCCCCAGACUGGAGUGUGUCCCUCCGGGGUCGGACUUUAGCACCUCAUCCAGGGUGGCAGGAGGCUGUGCUCUUUGGUUUGUCUAUCUCGGGCUUCCCGCCCAGGGGCGCAGACAGCGGAACCCACAGCUGGGGCGUGUCGCGCAGUUACGAGGAACCUCCCUGCCUCCGCACGUCAGUUGUGUUUUUAACCCCGGCAGGAAUCGAGCUUAGACCGAGAAGUCUCCUGGCACCUCCGGACGUGGGAAUCACAGGCUUGGACAUCAAACCCACGCGGGUGUCCUCAUGACUUCCCCUGCAGACCAUGUCUUUGAUCCUCUUUGCCUGUGUGGUGAGGGUGAGGGAUGGACUGCCGCUCUCGGCCUCCACUGACUUUUACCACACCCCGGAUUUUCUGGAAUGCAGGCGACGGCUCAAGACUUUAGCCUUGCGACUGGCCCAGUACCCAGGUCGAGGUUCUGCGGAAGGACGCGACUUCAAUAUACAUUUUUCUUCUUUGCGGGAUGUGGCUUGCAUGGCUAUCUGCUCCCGCCAGUGUCCAGCAGCCAUGGCCUUCUGCUUCCUGGAGACCGUGUGGUGGGAAUUCACAGCUUCCUAUGACACCACCUGUAUUGGUCUAGCCUCCAGGCCAUACGCCUUUCUCGAGUUUGACAGCAUCAUUCAGAAAGUGAAGUGGCAUUUUAACCAUGUAAGUUCCAUUCAGAUGGAGAGCAGCUUAGAAAAAAUUCAGGAGGAACUGGAUUUCCACCCUCCAGUGGUUCUCACUCUGGAGGACACAGAUGUGGCAAAUGGGAUAAUGAAUGGUCACACACAGAUACACUUGGAGCCGGCUCCUAAUUUCCGAAUGGAACCAGUGACAGCCCUGGGUGUCCUCUCGCUUAUUCUCAACAUCAUGUGUGCUGCUCUGAAUCUCAUCCGUGGAAUUCACCUCGCAGAACAUUCUUUACAGGUUGCCCAUGAGGAAAUUGGAAAUAUUCUGGCUUUUCUUAUUCCUUUUAUAGCCUGUAUUUUCCAGUGUUACUUGUACCUGUUCUACAGUCGGGCCAGGACUCUGAAGGUGCUGCUGCUGCUGCUCUUUAUCUGCCUGGGCAACGUGUACCUGCACGGGCUGCGGAACGUCUGGCAAAUCCUCUUCCACGUGGGAGUGGCUUUUCUGUCUUCGUAUCAGAUACUGACCAGGCAGCUUCAGGAGAAGCAGUCUGACUGUGGAGUUUGAAGGUGACACCGUGUGAUGAACGGAUCCUUCGGCUUUCUUAGGAGGGUCAUCUGUUUCCCUUCUGGCUUCUCGACCUCACCUCAAGUUUCCACCCUUGAAGUUCCCUUCGACCAAACUAGGCUGAGACUGAAAGUGGGGGAUUUUUAACAGGUGCAGUGGAAGGCGCGAGGUGGCUUGAGACCCAGGCCCGGUUUUGUGCGGAGCCUUACGGCAGAAUCUCCAGGUCAGCACCUCUCCUUAGGACAGCAGAAUCUGGGGGCUCACUCACAAGGAGCAUUAUGGGAAGAUCAGAACGGCAUUGUUUUGGUCUUUUAAAUUGAAUGAUGCAAUAAACCACUAGAUUCAAUAACACUAGUUUUAAGUAACUGGCAGUUGUCUCUGAGGAACCACUUUAAAACCCGCAUCAGCUUUUCACUCUAAAUGUGACUUGGUUAGUUUUUUGUAGAGGGUCAAUACAGGGUGAAUUAAAAAUUUUAAAAUAUGGUUCAGAGAUAUAAGCUAGAUAAAUUUUGUUUACAUUUUUUGAUAACCUAGGUCCGAUACGAUACCUUUAGAAUAUUUAGAUAUAUUUUGGAUAUAAAUUGAACUUAUCUUCAUUUAGGGAAAGGACAAACUUAAGCUGAGAAAAUGGUUAAGAAAGCUGAAUUUAUUUAAUUUAUAUAUAACUUUUUAUGGUGGUGGGGCUGCGCGGGUACAGAAAUGUUUUGUAUUUAUUUGCAGGGUAUAUCUGAAUAUUUUAAAAAUUGAGUAACCAGUGCUACUGGAUCAUAGCUUGUGAGCGUGAGCACGAGCUUAUAAUCCUGAGAAUUUCAGGAUUCUUUGCAGUGGGCCACAGACUGGAGUAGGUGAAUCACAUGGAUUUGCAUUAGUGGCACUUUACAGAUGCAGGUGGUAUUUAAAAAAAAAAAAAAAAAAAGCUGUUUUCANAGC